AUGAGUAAUGGUGUCUUCCGGGUGGACAACGAUUGGUCCACUCCCCCACGUCCCCGAGUGCUGCCUGUCGUAAGAGAACAACAGAGAGCGGAGCGGAGCGGAGCGGACUCGCGGUUCCGAGUCUCUGCCGAGCUGCCACCGAACAACGGAGAUUCCCAUCACCACGCCGACGAGUCAGGCCCACUGGGACGCUCUUGUGUGUGCUGUGAAAAGUGCAGUGUGGCUUGUCAACAACAGGAGUGUGUGUGGAGUUUUUGGGCUUGUCUUUGUCUCCCUUGCGCCUGCUGUGACUGCUUGCACACCUCCAGAGGAAAGCCCCAUCCUGCACUUCACCCCAAGCGAGCACCCCACCGCCGUCCAGCGCUCGCUUCAAGCUUUUGCAGGGCGGAGGUCCGGUCCGGCGUUUCCAAGCUGGACGAAGGACAGGAGAGCGCGCCCGGGGGCCCGGCCUUCGUGCUGCGACACAGAACUUCCAGCCAUGCGGCACAAACUGCAGAUAGCGCACCGGCGGGAGCCCCUGAGAAGGGCUGCGCUUUUGCCACCUCAGGUUCUUCAGACGGACACCUCGGCGUCCUACGGUGCCACUCGCACAACGGGGGUCUCCCGACGUGCGACAAGGUGAGGAGAAAAAAGGAGGAAGACGGCCGAGGAGAGGCGGAGGACGAGGGCCGGGACGAUCGGAGCAGCGACGAAGGCUUCAUGGGGAUGACGCCGCUUCUGCAGGCGCACCACGCCAUGGAGAAGAUGGAGGAGUUUGUGCACAAGGUGUGGGAGGGGCGGUGGCGCGUCAUCCCGCACGACGUGCUCCCCGACUGGCUGAAGGACAACGACUUCCUGCUCCACGGCCACCGGCCGCCCAUGCCUUCGUUCCGCGCCUGCUUCAGGAGCAUCUUCAGGAUCCACACGGAGACGGGAAACAUCUGGACACACCUGCUAGGCUGCCUUUUUUUCCUCUGCCUGGGGCUGAUGUACAUGUUCCGACCCAACAUGUCGUUCGUGGCGCCGGUCCAGGAGAAGGUGGCCAUCGGCAUGUUCUUCCUGGGCGCCAUCCUCUGCCUGUCCUUCUCGUGGCUCUUCCACACCGUCUACUGCCACUCGGAGGGCGUGUCCAGGGUCUUCUCCAAGCUGGACUACAGCGGCAUCGCCUUCCUGAUCAUGGGCUCGUUCGUGCCGUGGCUCUACUACUCCUUCUACUGCUCCCCCCAGCCGUGCAUCAUCUACCUGCUGGUGGUGUGCGUGCUGGGGCUGUCCGCCAUCACCGUGUCCCAGUGCGACUUCUUCGCCACGCCGCAGUACCGAGGAGUCCGCGCAGGCGUGUUCGUGGGCUUGGGUCUGAGCGGCGUGGUGCCCACCCUUCACUUCGUCAUCAGCGAGGGCCUGAUCCGGGCCACCACCAUCGGGCAGAUGGGCUGGCUCCUACUCAUGGCCACGCUUUACAUCACCGGAGCGUGCCUGUACGCCGCUCGCAUCCCGGAGAGGUUUUUCCCCGGCAAGUGCGACAUCUGGUUCCACUCUCACCAGUUGUUCCACAUCCUGGUGGUGGCGGGCGCUUUCGUUCAUUUCCACGGCGUCUCCAACCUGCAGGAGUUUCGCUACACAGCCGGGGCGGGUUGCACCGACGACGGAAUGCUCUAACGCGCAGGUGGUCGCUUCCACCUUACUACAGGGAGCCGUCUUUAUUUUUUCUUUUUCUGUUUUGUAACGAAGCGCACAGUCAACCUGCCGCCCUCCCCGGAGGACAAUGUGGCUUGUCGUGUCGCAGGAGGGCCUGACAGGGGGCGCCAUUUCAAAACUGACCUUCUCCUCUCAAGCCACUUUGUGAGAGCUACACUAAAUACGAGCUGGGACCUCUGGAAUAUAACCAUCCAUUUCCUCUUGGAGAUUUUCAUGAUUUAUAUCGCAGAGGAAGCGUCUUUUUUUUUUUUUUUUUUUUUGAAGAAAAAAAAUAUAUUUUGGGGUGUUUGUAUGAAUGCUGUUUUUUCUAAUUCAAACCUAAGAGCAUUCAUAUAAAAAAAUGUACUUGAAUAUCUUCCUUGAUUGCGACGGUUGCAAUGGGGACUUCUACGGGGUGUCACUUUUAGAUAAAAAGAUUUUUUCCAUGUAAAUAAGAUUUCUAAAUUUGGGUUAUAGAUUUGUAUAAAAUAUAUAUAUUAAAAGGAACAAAAAAAACACUAAGGCGAGGUCGAGGGUGCCGCGGUUGGAACGAUUAUUCUUAUUUCAUUGAAUAUGCAAGGAGAUGCGUUGAAAAAAUCUCCGUCACUUUUUUUCCACCUGCAAAACGGGAACUUUUCUCAACGUUUUGCUGCGCGUCCAACUCAGACCUCGUGCGAAUGUUUGCGCUUGAAACCAAAUCAAAGAUUAAAUGAGAGAAUAUUUUUAAUAUUUAGGCAUUUACAUUCAUUGUCUCUUUGCUGCCAAUUUUUUUUUUUUUUAAUUUGAAUGCCUUUUAGUCGGAACCUAAUAAAUCAGCACAUUUAAAACACAUCCCAACAAUUUGACCGAAUGAUUGAAAAGAAAAUUGAUUUGUUCACAUGACAUAUAAGUCUUCUAUUGUUGCAAUAAUUUUUUUGUCUGUUUUUGACAUCAUCACGUUGUUGAUGAUUGGCAAGUGUCUUCAAUAUGAUCUGUUUGCUUGACUCACGAUGGAUUUUAUUGUUUACCAUCUAUUAAUUUAUUGCAUUUUUGGAUGGCAGAAUAUUUGUAUGCUGAUGCGCACUUUGCAUCGUGAGAGGUGUGUUUGCUUCAGACCUUUACAUCUGCUUUAUUGUUCUAAUAAAGAUGAUUUGUUAAUUCUCCA
Syngnathoides biaculeatus (alligator pipefish) is the source of this 2797-nucleotide messenger RNA. Its product is annotated as adiponectin receptor protein 2-like. Lineage: Eukaryota; Metazoa; Chordata; Actinopteri; Syngnathiformes; Syngnathidae. Gene Ontology annotation, molecular function: signaling receptor activity. The record is from RefSeq and is a predicted model, not a curated record. Bases 1 to 1635 code for a protein of 544 amino acids. Gene Ontology annotation, biological process: adiponectin-activated signaling pathway. Gene Ontology annotation, cellular component: plasma membrane. The transcript has 10 exons.